Molecule: messenger RNA, 1023 nt
Organism: Lycium barbarum (goji berry)
Lineage: Eukaryota; Viridiplantae; Streptophyta; Magnoliopsida; Solanales; Solanaceae
Product: serpin-ZXA-like
Exons: 2
Coding region: 1-948 (315 amino acids)
Molecular function (GO): serine-type endopeptidase inhibitor activity
Source: RefSeq, a predicted model, not a curated record
AUGCUGAUACAAAAACAAGAAAACUUGAAGAGACAACAAGAACAAAAGAAGGAUUUCUGUGCACAAGUUACUGUUCAACUUAUGUUGAAGGAGAUUCAAAAGGGUUCCAAUGCUGAGAACAUUGUGUUGUCUCCGUUAUCAUACACUGCUGAGGAGGUGGUAAAAGAAGCUAAGUCAUGGGCUAAGUCUGCAACAAAAGGCCUUAUUGAUGAAGUUCUCAAGCCCAAGCACAUCAAGGAAAGUACAGUCCUCUUACUUGGAAACGCCUUAUAUUUUAAAGGUACAUGGAAAGAUAAUUUUAUUGAAAGCCUCACUCGAGACAAGGAUUUUUACCUACUCAAUGGAGGCAAGGUUCUAGUUCCCUUCAUGACUGGUUGUCAUAGUUAUUUAUAUGGAUCAUUUGAAAGUUAUCAAGUGGUUAAAAUUCCUUAUGAAAAAGGGAAGAAUGAUAAAAAAGUCUUCUCCAUGUACUUUUUUCUUCCUAAUGAAAUAUUAACAAAAGUGAACUCUGAUUCCAACUUCUUCACACAAGAUUUCGAGCUGUGGAAUGAAUACCUUGCUGCAUUUUACAUUCCAAAGUUCAAAUUCUCAUUCAUGACAGAAGAAGGGAAAACAACAAUGCAGGAUAUGGGAAUGAAACUACCUUUUGACGAAUCUUGCAUGGACCUAACAGAGGUUGUGGAGAAUAAAGAUGAUUUAUAUGUCUCCAUGAUAAUACAGAAAGCAUUUAUAGAAAUUGAUGAGAAAGGUACUGAGGCUGCUGCUGUUACUUUCGAGUCAGAAGAUGAUAUGGGAUGUUGUUUGGAUGAUGGUCCUCCAAAAAAGUUCGAAGCAGAUCAUCCAUUCUUGUUCAUGAUCAGAGAAGAGACAACAAGUUCGGUAUUUUUCACUGGAAUUGUAGUAAAUCCUCUGUUAAGUGGAUCCGAUGAUAGUACAGCCAGGGACUGAUUUUACCAAAAUCUUGAGAGGCUGGUAGCUAGCUUGUUUAGUUAUUUUUAGAUUUUUAAAGAUCUGGGUCUAUGA